Molecule: messenger RNA, 634 nt
Organism: Medioppia subpectinata
Lineage: Eukaryota; Metazoa; Arthropoda; Arachnida; Sarcoptiformes; Oppiidae
Source: the annotation of a GenBank genome assembly
CAAUACUGAAGACAUCGCAACAAUAGUGGAAGAAGAAGAAUAAGUGGUGAACACCUCUUUCAUCGCAUUUGAGAGCACAAAAACAGCACAAUCCGCACAAAUGGAUCCGCUCUUCUUGAACGCCAUGCAAAACGCAUUCAAUACAAGCCGACCAUUGAAUGACUGGAGUUGGGAAGUGAGCGGUUUGACCAACGAUAGCGAAUAUGUGAUCAAUAUGUGGGGUAACGGGACAAACACGACGUUGCCGCCACCACCAUGGUCGUCGCACACCACACUCAUCGACAUCACCACCACAUUCAACGGCAGCGCCGACGAGACCAGAGUUUGGUGGAACAACUGGCAGAGUAUACCCUAUCCGAGCGGUUACUCGCAGUUGUCGAUCGUCGCGCUCGCCUUUUUCAUCACAUGUAUCAUGAUUUUAAUAGUCGUCGGAAAUAUGUUGGUCUGCAUAGCAAUAGCCACCGAGAAGUCACUAAAACCGGUGCAAAACUGGUUCAUCGCGUCGCUGGCCGUCUCGGACUUUCUAUUAGGUCUGGUUAUUAUGCCCUUCUCGUUGGCCAGAGAGUUGAUGGGCUAUUGGAUGUUCGGUAAGGUUUGGUGCGAUAUAUGGCUGGCAUUGGACGUACUCCUGUGC